Andrographis paniculata is the source of this 4365-nucleotide messenger RNA. Its product is annotated as leucine-rich repeat receptor-like serine/threonine-protein kinase At1g17230. The record is from RefSeq and is a predicted model, not a curated record. Lineage: Eukaryota; Viridiplantae; Streptophyta; Magnoliopsida; Lamiales; Acanthaceae. Gene Ontology annotation, biological process: protein phosphorylation. Gene Ontology annotation, molecular function: protein binding; protein kinase activity; ATP binding. The transcript has 2 exons. Bases 977 to 4273 code for a protein of 1098 amino acids.
CAAAUGGUAAAAGAUUGCAAUCCUAGAAUUCCCAUGUCCCAUCCCUAUCUCUAUCUCUAUCUCUGUCCCAUACCAAUACCAAUACCAUUACCACUACCCCUCUCUCUCUCCACCAUCUGCACCAAAAGCACCAGAUAUUUCAAUCCCAGUUGCCCCCAGUUGUGUGUGCUGCAUCUGCCAAUAAUGGACACUUCAAGAAAUGAUGGUUUUCACUUAGAGAGAUGAAGAAAGAAAAAAGGAACUUGUAUAUGUAUAUGUAUAUGUAUAUGUAUGUGUAUGUGUACUGUGGUGGUUGUGGAGCUUCAGAAUUCACCACUCACAAACAUCACAUGCUCUACACAUUAAAAGUUCCAUCACCACUUUAUUAACUUACAGAGAGAGAGAGAGAGAGAUACACAGUUGUCGUUGUGGUUGACCCUUGUUUGCUUUCUCUCACAUCUCAUCUCAUCUCAUCUCUUUCAAUCCAAUUCAUCAAUUCAUUCCCUUAAUUAAGCCCUUGUUUGGAUUGUGACUUCCAUGCUUCUUCUACCUCUUGUUUCUUGCCUUGUCAAUCAAAACCUGCAACUUUCCUUUUUAUUACCAUUAUUAUAUAUUUUCUGUGACCCUUUUCUUGAUUUCACCUUUCAUCUCUCUCUCACCAAAAAGCUUCUUCAAUCCAUCCCCUUUCCUCAUUUUCCUUUCCAUGCCCUAUCAGGGAAGAAGAAGAAGAAGAAGAGGAGGAGGAGGAGGAGGAGGAGGAAAGGAAGGGAUCAUCAAUUCUUCAUCAUCAUCAUCAUCCCUUUCUUACACCAAUCAAAUCUACACAUUUCCCAUUCUUCCCAUAGAUUUCCCCCAAAUUCCUCUUCAUGAUUGCCCACUUUCAACAUUAAUUCUGUUGUAAGUAUAUUUGGGGGCCUGUCUGUCCCUCUCUUUCAAGUAGUUCUUCUUGCUGUUGCUGUUUCUGUCGACAUAUACAAAUUCUUGUUCCGAUUCAGCCAUGGGAUCAUCCAUGAAAGACUUGCAUUUAAAAACCCUGUUACUGCUUACCUCUGUAGCUAUAUCAUCCUUUGUAUUAUCUCAAUCCCUAAACGAAGAAGCAACUGUUCUAUUGGAAUUCAAGAACUCCUUAACCGACCCUUUCUUCAACCUCCAAACCUGGGAUCCCUCGACCUCGACCAAUCCCUGUAACUGGACCGGCAUAGGCUGCUCACCUGAGCUCAAGGUUGUCUCAAUGCAGCUCUCUGGCCUCAACUUGUCAGGCACUCUGUCACCCACCAUUUGCAAGCUCCCUCACCUGAUCGCCAUCAAUGUCUCCCAAAACUUCAUCUCCGGCUCCAUCCCCACCUGCUUCGACUCCCUCGAGGUUCUAGACCUCUGCACAAAUCGAAUACAUUGCCCCUUCCCACCCCAACUCUGCAGCAUUACAUCCCUCAAGAAACUUUACCUCUGCGAGAAUUACAUCUACGACGAAAUCCCUGACAACUUAGGAGACCUUGUUCAUCUCCAAGAGCUUGUGAUUUACAGCAACAACCUAACCGGGGCGAUCCCUUCUUCCAUCGGCAAUAUGAGAAGUUUAAGGAUUGUCAGAGCCGGUCGAAACGAGCUGUCCGGUCCUCUCCCUUUCGACAUCGCCAAAUGUGAGAGCUUAGCUGUCUUAGGGUUAGCAGAGAAUAAGCUUGAAGGGCCAUUCCCUUAUGAGCUUCAAAAUGUUUCGACACUGACCUCAUUGAUCCUCUGGAACAAUCUGUUUUCCGGCGAACUUCCCCCGGAGAUAGGCAACUUUACGAGCUUAGAGCUUCUGGCCCUUAACGGCAAUGGAUUCUCCGGCGCCAUCCCCAAAGAGAUCGGGAAACUGUCACAGCUUAAAAGACUCUACCUUUACACGAAUAAGCUGAAUGGCAGCAUCCCUGUUGAGCUAGCAAACUGUUGGAAUGCAGUUGAGAUCGAUCUUUCCGAAAACGGAUUGACAGGAGUGAUCCCAUCGGAGUUGGGACGAAUCUCCCGACUUGAGCUGCUUUACCUCUUCGAAAAUCAUCUGCAAGGGAAUAUUCCGGCGUCGUUAGGACAACUUAAGCAGCUGAGGAAACUGGACUUGUCUAUAAACAACUUAACCGGAUCGAUCCCUUUAGAGUUUCAAAACCUUCCAUUCCUUAAGGAUUUUCAGCUCUUUAGCAAUUGUCUUGAGGGCGUCAUUCCUCCGUUUCUCGGAGCUAAAAGCAACCUGUCGAUCCUUAAUCUGUCGAAGAACAAUCUCUCCGGCGGCAUCCCUCCGCAUAUAUGUAGAUUUCGGAAACUUACCUUCCUUAGCCUCGGAUCAAACAUGUUGUCCGGAAACGUUCCGCAUGGAUUGAAAACGUGUCAAUCUCUCGAGCAGUUGAUGUUAGGGGACAACUUGCUCACCGGAAGCCUUUCGAUCGAGUACACAAUGCUUCACAACUUAUCGGCGCUCGAGCUCUUUCAAAAUCGAUUCUUGGGACCUAUACCUUCCCAAGUCGGGAAUCUCAAGAACAUGGAGAGACUUAUACUAUCACAUAACGGAUUCAUUGGUCGCAUUCCUCCGGAGGUUGGGAAGCUCGUCAAGCUCGCCGCAUUCAACGUUUCUUCCAAUCAAUUAUCCGGCAGCGUCCCUCCGGAGUUAGGUGAUUGUGUCAAGCUUGAGAGGCUUGAUCUUAGCCGUAACCGGUUUACCGGCGCCGUUCCGGAGAAGCUCGGGAAGCUCGUGAAACUGGAGUUGCUCAAGAUCAUGGAGAAUAACUUCACCGGACCGAUUCCAGGAACCUUCGGAGCUCUUGUUCGACUCACCGAGCUUCAGAUGGGAGGGAACUUCUUCUCCGGGAGUAUCCCAACCGAGUUAGGACAACUUACAGGCCUCCAGAUAGCCCUCAACCUCAGCCAUAACGAGCUCACCGGCUCCAUCCCGACUAGCUUGGGGAGCCUGCAGAUGCUCGAAUCGUUAUACUUGAACGAUAAUCGACUCAGCGGCGAAGUUCCUACUUCGAUAGGCGGGUUGAGGAGCCUAAUGGAAUGCAACAUCUCCAAUAAUCAUCUUGUCGGAUUUAUUCCGGACACGCAGGCGUUCGAGCGGAUGGAUUCUAGCAACUUCGCCGGGAACAAAGAGCUGUGCAUAUCAGCCUCGAACCAUUGCCGCCGUGUAGCUAAAGACAGCUCGUCGUCGUCGUCGUCGUCUGCAAGAGAGAAGAUAGUCAGCAUUGUAUCGAUCUGCGUCGGCGCAGUCUCCCUGACUUUCAUCGCUGUCGUUUGCUGGAUCAUGAGGCGCCCGACGAAGCCUGACUUCGCUUCGCUCGAGCAGCAGCUGAAAAUCGACGCAUUGGACGGCUACUACUUCCCGAAAGAAGGUUUCACCUAUCAGGACCUCGUGGAGGCGACAGGGAACUUCUCGGAAACAGCUGUUGUAGGGAAAGGCGCCUGCGGAGUCGUCUACAAGGCAGUGAUGUUCGGUGGCGAAGCGAUCGCGGUCAAGAAGCUGAAGGCGCGCGGGGAAGGCGCGAGCUCGGACAACAGCUUCCGCGCUGAGAUAUCGACGCUGGGGUCGAUCCGGCACAAGAAUAUCGUCAAGCUCUACGGCUUCUGUUACCACCAGGACAGCAAUCUUAUCCUGUACGAGUACAUGGCGAACGGCAGCCUCGGGGAGGUGCUCCACGGGAGCGACAAGACGGCGAGCAUGCUCGACUGGGACACGCGGUACAGGAUUGCGCUCGGAGCAGCCGAAGGCCUGUGCUACCUCCACUCCGACUGUAAGCCGCAGAUCAUACACCGCGACAUCAAGUCGAACAACAUCUUACUCGAUGAGUACUUCGAGCCGCAUGUAGGAGAUUUUGGCCUGGCAAAGCUGAUCGACUUCCCCUUGUCGAAGUCCAUGUCCGCCGUUGCUGGCUCCUACGGCUACAUUGCUCCUGAAUACGCCUACACAAUGAAAGUGACAGAGAAGUGUGAUACAUACAGCUUUGGAGUGGUCCUGUUAGAGCUGAUCACCGGGAAGUCUCCGGUGCAGCCGCUCGAGCAGGGCGGCGACCUGGCGACCUGGGUGAGGAGAUCUGUCCAAAGCUUGGAGACUGGAUCCAUUAUAUUCGAUCCGAGACUGGAUCUUAGUUCUGCAAGAACAGUCGAGGAGAUGUCGCUGGUACUUAAAAUCGCGCUGUUUUGCACCAGCACGUCGCCUCUGAACAGACCAACAAUGAGGGAAGUCAUCGCAAUGCUUGUCGAUGCGAGAGAAGGAACAACGAAUACGCUGCCAUCUCCGACGUCGCCUCUCGAUGGAGAGGAUUAUAGCUGACAAAUAAUGAACCUUCUGCAAUGUGUGUUAGUUUAGUUAGUUCUAUGUCAUCACUUUCCUAUGAUGCAAUCAGUGAGAUGUCCUGACCUGAA